AUGUUCCAACGCCGGUUAGUGCUGUGCAGUCGGCUGGUGUUUGCUGCGAGUGACUGCUGUCUCAAUCGCGCCACAUCAUUUCAACCCUUUUCACAGCGGGACGAGGAAGAUUUAAUUCGUGUAGUGAAGACGAAACCUCGCCAUGUACUGAAGCAUGUCCGUCAGCAAGUUUGGCGCUCACGGAAGCGCGAAUUGCACUUCCGUAACACCGUCACACAUUUGAUGAUUGUGCUGCAGGAGUUCCUUCGCAAGCAGAUGAUUGACCCCGCGAAUGCCUCACAAAUAAUGGAGGGUAUCAUGGAGGAAUGCGUAAAGUACUCUCAACACGAUAUGGCACAUCUCCUUUUCCGAGCCUUCCUGCGAUUCCGCAAAUACGGCUGCGUCAUUACAGUGGAUGCGCUGCGGCAUUUAUUUGAGUCGUAUAAGGAGAAUGACAGCAGUGAUUUGAUGCUUCAACUAGCAAAUGAGAUGCGAGGGGAUCCAGCGUUGCGGGCCUUAUGCGUAGCGGCAUAUCUUUUUGCUAAUCACUUGGAGGAGGCGGAGACGCUGCAAGAGGGACUGGCAUUUAGCGAUCUGACAAGGGACGAUAUUAUUGCUCUUAUCGAAGGGUACGACAAACUUAACAAGACGGAAAAAAUUAUGGACGUGCUGAAGAAUGUUACGGAAAUAACGAAAAAUGACGGCGGUGCCAAGUCCGUCCGUUUGGAGCCGGAUGAUUUAGAUGCCAUAUUUCGCUCUUUCUUCCGCGUUUUCCACAGGCGAGAUGAUGACACCGCCUUCACCGAAGUGUUCCAAGCGGCGUUUAGGGGGUCCGUUAAGUUGGAUUCACAAACUUUUGCCAUCAUACUCCGGCAACGAAUGCGACAUGUGACGUGCAUGGAGGAAAUAACUGCUGUGGAGCAGGAACUGCAGGAGUUCGGGUACACGCCAGAUGUGACGGGGAAUUCCAUACUAAUCUCCGCCUACGCUCGCCUCGUGCACUUUGGAGACCGUGGAAGUGAGGAAUUGAUGUUAGCGAAGGUGGACACUCUUCUUUCAUCUAUCGAGUCGCGGCUGCGGCAGGGUGAUCCCGACAUGGACGUGAGCGCAGCACACAUUAGGGCGGUAAUUCGUGGUUAUGGCGCUGCGGGACGGCCCGAGUCUAUCAAAAGUGCUUGGGCCCGUAUGCAGUGCAAGGGCUUAAGUGACGAUAUUCGUGUGUAUAAUGAGUUGUUCAAGUGGUUCGCGCUCAUGGGAAGCGUGAAGGAUGUCAUGGGUUUAAAGGAAGAAAUGGAUGCGGCAGGUCUGCACGCGGAUUCUCAAACCUACACAUGGAUUCUUCGGGCUCUCGGGAAGUACUACCCGAGGCACGUGGAAAAGUUGUACGAUGAAAUGACCACACGCCAUGUGCGACCCGAUACUCAACUUUACACAACGCUCAUCGGGAUCUUUGGUGACGUUGGGGACAUGGCGCGUGUGGAGGCAAUCACACAAGAGAUGAUGCGACGUGAGGAGGCUGGCACGUUACAGCUCACGCCCGUUACCUUUGCUGUGCUAAUACGCGUACAUGCUGCUGAUUUAGCCAAGGCGGAGGAGAUAUACAGGGAAUCGAAGAAGCGUGCCAUGAACGACCAUCCACAUGUGCAGACGAGUAUGCUCCACGUGUAUGCGAACCAUGGGGAAGGGUCGGAGGGACUGGAUAGUUUUCUCAAGGAGAUUCCCACAUGGACAACGGACGUGUAUAACGUAUUACUGAACAAGUAUGGGAAGGCGUGCGAUCGUGAGAAGGUGGAAGAAUUGGUUAGGCAGAUGAAGGAGAAGGAUGUUGCAAUGAAUGACGUUACGUUCGGCACCCUCAUCACUGCGUACGCGCGGUGGGGGAACGGGGAAAAGGUGCGUGAAAUGAUUCAGUUGCUGAAGGAGCACGAGGGUGAAGUGUCGGCCACCUUUUAUUCCGUGCUUGCCUCUUCGCUAAGCAGAAUGGGUGACAUGGAGGGUGUGAGUAACGCCUGGGAUGAUUUGAUUGCAUCAAAACUUUUUCCCGAUACGGAGGUAUACAAUCAGUUCCUGUUGUUGUACAGCCGCCAGCAUAACGCUGGAAAGAUGCAGGCUGUGCUCAACAACAUGAUGAAGCACGUGCCACCAAACCCUGUGACGGCGACGACCAUUCUCGACAUGCUGGGGAAAUCUGGCCGCGUGGCGGAGAUGGAAUCCCUUUUUGAGGACAUGAAAUCAUCUGCGGACACGAUGCCGACAGCAGUGACGUAUCACCAGAUGAUGAACACAUAUGCGAAAACGGGAGAUAUCGUGAAAAUGGAGAAGCUUCACGCAGAGUACGUGGAGAAGGGUCACAACAAUAACGCCGUAACAUACAACAUACUUGCGGACGGGUAUGGGCGGGCGCGACGCUUGGAACAAAUGGAGGAAGUGUUCCAGCAGAGGCGAAAGGCGGAAGUCCCCAUGGAUGAUCUCGGCUACUGCAUCAUGGUGGCGGCGUAUGGGAGGCUACGCGUGAAGAAAGAGGUGUUGCGUUUGUAUGCUGAUGUGUCAUCGACAGCAAACAGUCACCUUUUCACACGGAAGGUAACGUGGGCGUUUAUUGACGCCUUCUGUCGUUGUAGCGCACCGGAGGAAAUGGAGAAGUGUGUAGAGGUAUUGAAGAAGUCGAAUGAAGGCAAUGUAUUGAGUGGAGGUGAUAUCCUGGCUCUCAUUCCAUACUAUUGCCGGCUGGGGGACAUGAAUCGCGUCGAGAAGCUUCGGUUACAGGCUGAAGAGCUGAAGGCGGAGAUGUCGUACUCCGCCUUGAAUGCGAUGGCGCGGGGUUAUGCGAAGAACGGCCAGUUUGAGAAGACUGUGGAGACUCUUCAUUUGCUGCGCGAUAGGAAUUGGGUUCCAGAUGCAUCAACGGCGCUCUUUCUUUCUGGUGCUUUCCUGAAGGCUGGGUUGCAUGAGCAGGCGCAGCAAAUUGUUCAGUGGCGGCGGCAGUACGCAAAGCACGCAGGAGAGGAGAUGGCUGCCGGUGCGGAUGUUUAG
Messenger RNA from Trypanosoma brucei brucei TREU927, 3012 nucleotides. RefSeq lists its product as hypothetical. The transcript has a single exon. Gene Ontology annotation, molecular function: protein binding. NCBI's taxonomy places the organism in Eukaryota, Euglenozoa, Kinetoplastea, Trypanosomatida, Trypanosomatidae. The record is from RefSeq and is a predicted model, not a curated record. Bases 1 to 3012 code for a protein of 1003 amino acids.